ACCUUCUUCAGCCGGCCCAACAAACCCUUUCACACUCUCACUCUUCUAACCAGACCAUCGUCACCGUAACCGUCGUAACCGUCGCCGGAGCAUAACAAAAUGGAGAAAAUACAGCACAGCAACAUUCGCGUUAACGGAAUAAACAUGCACGUAGCACAGAUCUCAAACUCCGGUCCACCAAUCCUCUUCCUACACGGUUUCCCAGAGCUCUGGUACACGUGGCGCCACCAGAUGCUCCACCUCUCCGCCGCCGGCUACCGGACAAUCGCUCCGGACCUCCGCGGCUACGGCGGAACCGACGCACCUACUUCCGCCGCUGAAUACACCGUGUUUCACAUCGUCGGAGACCUCGUGUGCCUCCUCGAUGCCUUAGGUCUCGAUCAGGUGUUCCUUGUGGCGCACGAUUGGGGAGCGAGUAUCGCGUGGAACUUCUGUUUGUUGCGGCCUGAUCGGAUUAAGGCGUUGGUGAAUAUGAGUGUUGUGUUUAGCCCUAGGAAUCCGGUUAGGAAGCCGAUUGAAUCGAUGCGAAAGAUGUUUGGGAAUGAUUAUUAUAUAUGCAGGUUUCAGCCACCUGGAGAAGCGGAAGAAGAGUUUGCUCGCGUGGACACUACACUAGUCAUAAAAAAGUUUCUCACAUCUCGCAACCCGGGCCUACUUUGUGUCCCUAAAGAAGUCGGGUUUGGGGGUAACCCGAACGCUAAAAUCACACUUCCCUCUUGGUUAUCAGAAGAAGAUAUUGAUUAUUUUGCCAACACAUUCAAACGAACGGGGUUCACUGGUGGAUUGAAUUACUAUCGAGCCAUGGACUUAAACUGGGAGUUGACCGCGGCGUGGACCGGAGAGCAGAUAAAGGUGCCGGUUAAGUUUAUGGUGGGAGACUUAGACUUGACUUAUAAUACCCCUGGUGUGAAGGACUAUAUACACAAAGGGGGGUUUAAAAAACAUGUUCCUUUUUUGCAAGAACUUGUGAUAAUGGAGGGAGUUGCUCAUUUUAUUAAUCAAGAAAAGCCCCAAGAAGUUAGUGAACACAUACAUGAUUUCAUCAAGAAGUUUUGAAUCACUCUCUUGAUAUAAUCCGCCCAUCCAAUCGGAAGUUGUAUUGCGCUAAAAUAUAUGUAUUGCCCGGUAACAUAUGCUUAGCACAUGUAUCAUAAAUUCUUCUUGAAUUCGCCUUUGUAUCGAUAAUAUGUGUUUAGUUGUUUACUUAUUAAUUGCUUAGAAUGUAAUGAAAUGUUUCUUUC
Helianthus annuus (common sunflower) is the source of this 1241-nucleotide messenger RNA. Its product is annotated as epoxide hydrolase A. Lineage: Eukaryota; Viridiplantae; Streptophyta; Magnoliopsida; Asterales; Asteraceae. The coding region runs from base 100 to 1056 and encodes 318 amino acids. The transcript has 3 exons. The record is from RefSeq and is a predicted model, not a curated record. Gene Ontology annotation, molecular function: hydrolase activity.